AUGCACGCCUUGCGCGCACCGUGUAUGGCCUUCGGGGGUGUCAGAGGAAGACCUCAGCCGCAGGGGAUUGCAACACCGCCAACACCUGCUGCUGAUGCUCCAAAAGACUACCUGUCAGAAACGGGCACUUCAGUGUCACACUCAGCACCGGAACCAGAGGCAGGCGCUGCAGAGGGGCCCCUAUCUGCAGCAGCUACAGCGGAUGCAAGCGACGGCAACAGCAGCAGCAGCAGCGCGUUGCUGCAACUGCCCGCAGCGCACGUGCAGCGUGUCGUGAAGGAGCAGCUCAAGCAAUAUGCUGUCAGAGGCGAGAAGCGUGCUGUUUCAGCCUUGGGACGGUGUGCCUCUCUCUUCUUAGUGUAUCUUGCAGAUGCUGCAGCGGCGGCAGCAGCAGCGGGAAAGAGGCAAACGGUUGGAGCUACCGAUGUGCUUGAGGCUCUGAAACUGCUAGGUUUCUCGGAAAUUGCCGAAGAAGUACAGCAGCAGCAGCAACAGGAAGGACGCUGGCAGCAGCACCAACAGCGCAGGCAGCGGGAGCCUCCGGGAGAUAUAGCAGAGGCAGGCGCACAAAGAGCAGCACUCACCGUAGAAGCAGCAGCCGCAUCCGAAACAACGGCUUGCUGCACGCCGACAGGAGCAGAAGACUUGGCAGUGGAUGUAGACAGGCUGGAUUCGCUUGCAGCAGCAGCAGCGGCAGCAGCAGCGGCAGCAGCAGGUCCAGGUGGAGCAGGGCCAGUUCUCUUCCCAGGAGCAGUACAGACAGCAGCAGGCGCAAAGGCAAGCGGCAGCAGUGAUGCUGCGCUCCACGCAAGCACCCUUGCAGAGCUCAUUGAUCAGAGCUUUGAGGCAUAG
Messenger RNA from Cyclospora cayetanensis, 852 nucleotides. RefSeq lists its product as uncharacterized. Gene Ontology annotation, biological process: leading strand elongation; DNA damage response; heterochromatin formation. The transcript has 4 exons. The coding region runs from base 1 to 852 and encodes 283 amino acids. Gene Ontology annotation, cellular component: epsilon DNA polymerase complex; CHRAC. The record is from RefSeq and is a predicted model, not a curated record. Lineage: Eukaryota; Apicomplexa; Conoidasida; Eucoccidiorida; Eimeriidae. Gene Ontology annotation, molecular function: protein heterodimerization activity; chromatin DNA binding.